CUCUACUUUAGUCAAUCCUUUUUGCUUUUGGCUUGUGUAUUGACAUUCCCCAAGUGGGGUUAUAAAAUAUAUACGAUUGAGAUUGAUUCGGGGAAUGUUCUUGAGAAGAUUGUUUAUGCUUUUGGAUAAAUAUUGCUGAUACGAGUAAAGAGAGAAAAUAUCGAAAUGGCUUUAAGAACGUAUGGAGAUAAGCCCAUAAGUUUCCAAGUUGAGGAAAAUGGGGAGUACUACUGCAUCGGUUCAGAGGUGGGUAAUUACCUCCGCCUCUUUCGAGGAUCUCUGUACAAACGAUACCCUGGAAUGUACCGGAGAUCAAUUACAAACGACGAGAGGAAAAAAUUGGUGGAGCUGGGGCUCAGUCAACACGUUUUGGCCUCGAGUGUUUCCCUCCUGAGAGCCAGUGAAGUCGAGGAUAUAAUCGAGGGAAAUGAUGAUAAAUACAAGGCUGUGUCUGUUCAUUCGACAGAACCACCAGCUCCUCGGGAGGGAAAACCCAAGAAAGCAAUGCCCUGGGUCCCCAGUUUACCCAACAGCUCGCACUUGGAUGCGGUGCCACAGGCGACACCAAUUAAUCGGAACAGAGUUCACAAUAAAAAAGUCAGGACGUUCCCCUUAUGCUUCGACGACACAGAUCCCUCCGCAAACCUGGAGAAUGCAGCCCAACAAGAGAUGCUGGUACCAAUUCGCCUGGACAUGGAAAUUGAGGGCCAGAAAUUGCGUGACACCUUCACAUGGAACAAGAACGAGAGUCUGAUAACUCCUGAGCAAUUUGCAGAAGUUCUCUGCGACGACCUGGACCUCAACCCCUUGACAUUUGUCCCAGCAAUAGCCCAGGCCAUCAGACAGCAGAUCGAGGCCUUCCCCCAGGAGACAAUUCUGGAGGAUCAGUGCGACCAACGAGUCAUCAUCAAGCUAAAUAUUCACGUGGGUAAUACGUCAUUGGUCGACCAAGUGGAAUGGGAUAUGUCAGAGAAGGAUAAUAACCCUGAGAAAUUCGCAAUGAAACUCUGCGCGGAAUUGGGACUUGGAGGGGAAUUCGUUACUGCAAUUGCCUAUAGUGUCAGGGGUCAGUUGUCCUGGCACCAGAGGACUUACGCCUUCUCCGAGGCUCCACUGCCCACCGUUGAGGUGCCCUUCAGACCUCCCUCCGAGGCUGACCAGUGGGCACCAUUCCUCGAGACACUCACUGAUGCAGAAAUGGAGAAAAAGAUCAGGGACCAGGAUAGAAAUACUCGGCGUAUGAGAAGACUCGCUAAUACGACCCCCGGGUGGUAAAUCCGGGAAAUCAUCCGAGGAGACUGUGGGGAGAUCGUUUUGGAAGCCACGUUUUAGUUUAAGAUUAAAUAGUUUUGAAAAUUCAAGGUUUCUGUGGAAUUUAACAUUUUUCCAAUUCAAUUUUGUGCACUUUUGGUUAAUAAAUCUUUCUAAAAGGA
This is a messenger RNA of Fopius arisanus, 1433 nucleotides long. RefSeq names its product SWI/SNF related, matrix associated, actin dependent regulator of chromatin, subfamily b, member 1 (gene Snr1). The record is from RefSeq and is a predicted model, not a curated record. Gene Ontology annotation, cellular component: nucleus; nBAF complex; nuclear chromosome. Gene Ontology annotation, molecular function: transcription coactivator activity. The transcript has 3 exons. Bases 166 to 1275 code for a protein of 369 amino acids. Lineage: Eukaryota; Metazoa; Arthropoda; Insecta; Hymenoptera; Braconidae. Gene Ontology annotation, biological process: positive regulation of pseudohyphal growth by positive regulation of transcription from RNA polymerase II promoter; chromatin remodeling.